AUGGAAUACCAGACAUUGAAUCCAUCUACCUGUCUGCUGCUCCUUCUGUUUUUCAUGCCCACUGUUUUGGGUGUCUGUCCUUCUAACUGUACAUGCUCAGGAAACGACAGGAAUGUGGACUGCUCGGGCAGGAACUUAACUGUGCUGCCACAUGGACUUCAAGACAACAUCACCUAUUUAAAUCUGUCCUUUAACCAGUUUGUAGAUCUGGAUCAUCAGCUAACCAGGUUCACCAAUUUGAGGACCCUUGAUAUUUCAAAUAAUUGGCUCAAGAAUGUCCCUGCUCACCUGCCCAAGUCCUUAUGGGAAUUAUAUGCCAUAAACAACAACAUAAAAGUUCUCCAGAAACUUGACACAGCUUACCAGUGGAAUCUUAGAGUGCUGGAUGUUUCCAGGAACAUGGUGGAAAGAGCUGUUCUGAUCAACAACACCCUGAGCAGUCUCAAAUUCCUCAAUCUCAGCAGUAACAAACUUUGGACAGUUCCAACCAACAUGCCCUACAACAUCGAGACCGUGGAUCUAUCCAACAACUUCUUGUCCCAGAUCCUUCCAGGAACGCUGCUGAGACUACAGCACCUCACAAGCCUCUACCUGCACAACAACAAGUUCACCUACAUUCCUGACAAAGCCUUUGACCAGCUCCUUCAGCUGCAAGUGGUGACACUGUACAACAACCCCUGGUCCUGCAGCGACACACAGAACAUCCUCUACCUGCUGCGCUGGGUGCAGGCAACGGCUGCCAGCGUCGUGGGGGCUCCCUGUGCUGAGCAGGCUGUGCUCUGGAUGACUGCCACCCCAACUGCAGCUGCUCCCACCCUGACAGACUCCAGCCUCAUGAUUAAAGGAAUGAAGGCAGCGGACAAAGCUACUUCUCCAGUGGAGACUGACCCAACCAAAAUGACCAAAAUGCAUAAACAAUUCAAAGCCAAGGAGGUCACUCCCUUGGUGACCUUAAGCCAAACCGUGGUGUUCACGAGCACAGACCGACCACUGCUCCUCUACCCAGAAGCCCUGCCCACCAGGCAGGUGAGCUCUCAAGAAGCAGCAGCCACACACACAAUCUACAUCAAAGACCCAACUGAGGUCAACUCGAGCCUGACUCGUUCCACAGGGUCAUCCACUACUCCUAUGACUUUGAGUAUCACCAGUGGCAUGCCAACAAACUACUCCAGAACGCCUCAAAGCACAACUGCUACCUUAAGGAAAGAGGAAUCCACCACCAAUGCCCUGAACACUCGUGUGCCCUCCACAGCCAGUGGCUGCCAGCUCUGUUUGGUGUCUCUUGUGAUGCUUAACGCAGUGGCAAUGUUUGCUGGCUAA
Indicator indicator is the source of this 1320-nucleotide messenger RNA. RefSeq names its product oligodendrocyte myelin glycoprotein (gene OMG). The coding region runs from base 1 to 1320 and encodes 439 amino acids. The transcript has a single exon. Gene Ontology annotation, molecular function: protein binding. Gene Ontology annotation, biological process: neuron projection regeneration. Lineage: Eukaryota; Metazoa; Chordata; Aves; Piciformes; Indicatoridae. The record is from RefSeq and is a predicted model, not a curated record.